UUUCUAUGCAGUUCUUUUAAAAAUGGCAUCGCGUGAAGAGUGGUGCGCCGAAAAACUAACAAAACUUUUAAAAGAAGACUUAAGAAUAUCAACGUUAAAUGAAAUUAGGGAUCAUCUUACUUCAGUUCCUCAAAAUGAAGCAUCUAGAACUGCAAAUCUCCUGGAUUUGCCUUUGGUUUUCGAUUGUUUAAAUGAUUCAAACACGGAACAAAUUGAUUUAGCAUGUGAGGUCCUCUCCCUUUGCAUGAAUAAUCUAAAUCUAGGUGAAAGCACAAAUAAAUACAGUCUUCCACUAGAAAGAGCACUAAAUCAUCCCUAUAAUGCUGUUAAGCUUAUGGCAUUGAAGGAAAUAGAUCGAAAUGUCUCAAAUGAAGAAUCAUUAAUAAAUAUAUGUAAAAGAGUCUCGUUAUUAAGCAACAUAAUAAGAUGUAUUGGCGACAGUGAUAUAACUGUAGCAAAGGAAGCUUGCGACAUAAUUGUAAAGUUAGGACUCUUCUCCACGGGAUUAAAGCAGCUUAUAUCAAACGAUGUGAUGACAGUUCUCCAUGAAGUUAUGUCGAUUAGUGAGGUGGUUCGAUUAAGAGUUUAUGAAGUGGUUGUUAACAUAUCUAAAGACUCGGAAGAAAACUUUACUCAUUUAAGUUCAACUGGAUUAAUAGCACAGAUAUUUGAGGAAUUAGACAGCAAUGAUGUUUUACUGAGAAUGAAUGUUGUCGAGUUAUUGACACAACUUGGUUUGAGUAGGCAUGGAUAUAACUAUUUGGAACAUAACGGCAUCUUAAGCAAAUUGUUUGGUUUCAUAGAUGACAAUGAGGAUCCUACGCUAGUCCAAAUUUGUGAACCAGGUAUUUUAAAAUUCUUUGGUCAUAUGGCGAACUGGAAGCCCAUUGAAUUACUCUCAAAAUAUCCAAAAUUUUUCGACAGAUUAUUUUCUAACAUUGAAAGUGGAGACUUGAUAAUUGUUGGUGUAUCAUUAGAUACGUUAGGGGUUAUUGGACUUACGAAUUCAGGAAAAUGUGCCUUGCAAUCCACAGGAAACAAAAUGACUUAUGCCAUUAAAACUAUUGUUAAACUGCUAACUUCUUUUCCGACUGAAGUAAGGUUAAGGGCAUUGAAUUGUCUUGAAAAUCUGUUAGCCGUCGAGGAGCAAAAAAAUGAUAUAAUGCAAAUCACUCGAAGGUGGUAUGGACUAUUUGGGGAUGAUCCGAUGGAGAUAAUUUUAAGAUAUGCCAAAAAUCCAUUCUCUGAAAUAAAAUUAUCUGGGCUAGGCAUUUUACGUGUCAUCGCUGACCAGCAGUGGGGACAAGAGGAAAUAAGAAAUACACCAGGUCUAGUAGAGUUUCUACUUGAUCGUAACAUAGAGACUGUAAAAGAGGGUAAGGAAGCAAAGUAUGAAAUAGUGAAAGUAUUGUCUAAUAGCACGGUUUUCGACCAGUCGACUCUAAAAACUUUCCAGGACUUUGUGAAAGAAGGACCAUUCUAUGUUCACGCUGUUACUGAAGUGGCCUUUGAGAAUGAAUAAUAUCCGUGAUUUGGCAUUUGUUUAUUUAUUACUUAACAUUUAUUAUAGUUUAAGCAAUAAAUGGUAUUUUUCAUUUUCUUAA
Molecule: messenger RNA, 1604 nt
Organism: Anoplophora glabripennis (Asian longhorned beetle)
Lineage: Eukaryota; Metazoa; Arthropoda; Insecta; Coleoptera; Cerambycidae
Product: 26S proteasome non-ATPase regulatory subunit 5
Exons: 6
Coding region: 23-1522 (499 amino acids)
Biological process (GO): proteasome assembly
Cellular component (GO): cytosol
Source: RefSeq, a predicted model, not a curated record